This is a messenger RNA of Phyllotreta striolata, 944 nucleotides long. Lineage: Eukaryota; Metazoa; Arthropoda; Insecta; Coleoptera; Chrysomelidae. The record is from the annotation of a GenBank genome assembly.
UACGUCAAUGGCGUCUUUAACGUCACGUUUUAGAGCUUUUUUAUGUUAAUUAUUAUUUUUUCUCUAAUUUUCGUCGAAUAUAUCUAACAAUAAUGCCCAGAAGGCACGCUGGUCCCGGUCCAGCCAAAUACCUCCUUCCUCCAGCCAUCGGAUUCCCCGGUCAUGACUUCACCAAAAAGCGGAACCCGUGCUACUCGAUGGGGUUGCGACUGAAGACCGGUACGAGACCGAUCGGUCCGGGCCCGGCUUACGGCACAAUGAACAUGACCCGCCGGGGCAUCUACAGCUGCCCGGCUUACUCCAUGCAACUGAAAACCAAAGAACUGACCAAAUUCCGAACGCCUGGAGCGGGAACUUACGCCACGGAGCAAAUACCGCCGAUGAUGCACACCAGACCGCCGGAAUACUCCUUGCGCUUCAGGCACAAUCCUCCCAAACCCACCAUAACCCCAGGACCAGGCAAAUACGCGGCUCCCACGUGCAUAGGGCCCAAAGUUCCGGAUAAAAUGUCGAAGGCCGCGUACAGCAUGUCGUUCAAGCACUAUCUCAGAGACCUGGAGCGGUCGCCGGGUCCGGCGAACUACCCCUUGGUCGACGUGAGAUUGUUCAAGCUGAGGUCGCCCGAUUACUCCUGUCCCACGAAAGUGUUCCCGCCUCUGCCUAAAUCCGUAUCGCCGGGUCCCAAGUACUUCCCCACGCUGCCCGAGGUGCCCGGGUACUUCAUUGGACUGAGAACCGACAACGAUCCUUACAUUACGGCCGAAGACGAAAUUCCUUGCAUGCAACGGAAGCCGCUUCCCAAGAGCCCGGACGCGGAGAAACUCGGUUGAGAAAACAUUGUGGGGUAUUUUGAAUAUUGAUUUAAAUUUUUUAUUUAAUUUCGAAUAUUGUCCUCAACAUCUCUAUUUUAUACACGCAUACAAGUUUAAUACAUUAUAUUUACG